Molecule: messenger RNA, 639 nt
Organism: Schistosoma spindalis
Lineage: Eukaryota; Metazoa; Platyhelminthes; Trematoda; Strigeidida; Schistosomatidae
Source: the annotation of a GenBank genome assembly
AUGUAUUUUCUCGGUCAAGGCCGUUUGGGACAAGGAGGUAGGUUUGGUUUAUCAGAGCGUACCAUACAUGACGAUUUUAACCCCGUUACAAGAGUUUGUGUGGGGAAUUAUAUUACUUUCUAUGGCUUAACAAUACACACAGUUAAUACUGAAAAUCUACAAGAAAUAAAAUGCAAGGCUAUGCUUCUUAUAGUGGAGGCCCAGUUGGGUUUGGUAACUUGCCUGUUGUUUUAUCAUGUCUAAUCAGGUGAUCCCAACAGUAAGUAUAUUUCAAGUACAGAACGCAGCAACGUAAUUUCAAAAUUUGUACAAGAGAAACUUAUUAGUGAAUUAUGUGUAGAAGAGUGGAAAGAUUGGCGAAAGUGCAUACGAGGAAAACGAGGCGAGUGGUUCGGCACAUGGAAAUGCAAACCCAAAUAUCAGAUAUUUGAACAGUGUCAGAUGAGGUACCUUCUAGACCUAGAUGAACUGAAAAAAUUUGAAGAGGAAUACUUAAGCAUACGUAGUGAAUAUCGAAAAACUGGUGUGGGUCGCGCUUUCAUGACGAAAGAACGAAUACGAGAACUUUGCGAGUUGUAAAUGCCCCCUUUUAUAAUUGUAGCACACUCCAGUUCAUAAAUAUAUAUAUAACUAUGAUUA